AUGCAACAGGCCCGGCUGUCCAUUGCACGCCCCUGCCGUUUCAUCGCCCGCCGCCGUUAUCCCGCGUCCCUGGCCUCGCGCCAACUCCACCAGUCACGCACAUGGCUGUCAUCACCGUCGCCAAAUCCCCCUACCGCUGGGGCUUCCACAUCAGAGAACGUCUUCGAUGAACUUCCCUCGUCCAACGCCGAAGGCGCGACUGCGACCAGCAAUGACUCAGAGGCCACAGUCCACUCCGAGCGGUCAGCCCGAUCAGACGCUAAGCCGUACGGGUCUGCGGUGCGCAGAGCCAUGAGGAAUCGAAAGCUAGCGCAGCAACCCUCUCCACCGGCAGCUACGGUUCCCAACUGGUUUCAUGAGCGGAACACCGUGGUUCACAGUGCCGAGGACCAUGCCGCGGCAUAUUCGUUGCGCCAGGUCAGGAUAGCAAAGUCAGGCUCGGAAUCCAAAGAUACAACCAAGGAAAAUUUGGCUUUGGGAGGAGACGGUGGGAGUUCGUCUUCCCCAAGUAAUCCUCCAGGGGCGGAGAAUCGCUACGCGGUGGCUGAGGCAACAUGGGACGAAUUGCGAGCAUCGGUCAAUGCGGGCUUGCGACUUCCGCCCGCCAAGUAUGCCAAAGAGCCGUCAGUGAAGAAAUCACACCUUGUCCUUCAAUAUCCGGGUACCGACGGCAUCUUAUUUUUGGACGCGGUGGUGAAGAGGCUCGCACACGAGCUCAGCACUGAUCUCGUGACAAUGAACGCGCAGGAUAUUGCUCAGUUGUUUAGCGAGCAGGACCUGACAGACGUUGGCGUGACUUCCCCGAUUCGAUCUCUUGGGUAUGAAGUGUACCGUCCCUCAGCUCCCACUGCUUGGCCAGAAGUGGAAGACACCGAAGGAGAUGGCGAGGAUGGUGCUUCUGACUUGUCAGAUUCUUCGAGGGGAAUACCUGGGGAAAUUGCCAGUCCUCAGUUCAUUACCAUCGAGAAUGGAAAAGACUCGACCGACUUUCCAAUGCCAAACUGGCUGAGGCUAAAAUCACUUGUGGCAUCGAUCAAUGGCCAGCCGGACCAGGACCCAGAAACCGCAGCAUCGCAUUUUUCUGGCCACCGCCUCGAGAACCGCUGGACCCGUCUGGUCAACGAGCUUCUUUCUUCGUCCGGUGCACCGGUUCAGCCUACUUCCAAUGAACCUACCAACCCUUCUGAGGUGAACGCCGCCAAACCCGCAUCCUUUAGAGACGUGAUUGUGCACAUCCAAGAUUAUCGCGAUAUUCAAAGUACCCGGGAGGGCUCCAAAUUUAUCUCGAUGCUGCAGAGGGUCAUUCAAGAUCGAAGACGAGACGGGGCAAAGAUUGUGUUGAUUGGGACUACUUCCCAGGACGUCCACCCUUCGCGAUUACCGGAUGGCUUAAGGCUGUUGCAAAAUGUCUUUGAUGACCACUUCUCAAAGACGCUUGUCGUCACUCCUGCCAUGGGGCUGAAAGAUGCAGCGAAGACUUUCGCCGAAGAUCGAAAGAAACGCACGAUAGAUAUCAACACUCGCCAUUUGCAGAAUAUGCUACGGUUCCGACUGAACGAACAGGCCUCCCCUGUAGAAGAUGAUAUCUUUGGGGGCCGUGCUUGGCCGCUGGAUCCAGCCACCAUCAAGGAAUCUGGCAUCGAAGAUCGGUACUGGACCUAUAACCAAGUGCACUGGAUUGCCACACUAGCACUUGGUUGCGCGGAGGUCAAUGAGCCGUUCGGCUUCAAACAUAUCCGGCGUGGCAUCGAGCUCAUGGCUCAAGGCGACCGGGUCACCCACGAGUGGCUGCAGGACAAGUCUCCCAAGUCAAAAGAGUCGGGAAGUGACGAUAACCGCGAACAGCUGCUGAGCUCGCUACGCAAAACAUGCAAUACCCACGAGAAGAAGCUUCUCAAUGGCGUCGUCGAUGCCAGAAGCAUUCGAACGACGUUUGAAGACGUGCGUGCGCCAUCCGAAACCAUUGACGCACUGAAGACUUUGACUUCGCUUUCCCUCAUUCGCCCUGAGGCUUUCACUUACGGCGUUUUGGCCACGGACAAAAUUCCUGGUCUCCUUCUCUACGGUCCCCCAGGUACGGGUAAGACGCUUUUGGCGAAGGCAGUCGCGCGCGAGAGUGGAGCAACCGUGCUCGAGGUCAGCGGGUCCGAUGUGUAUGACAUGUACGUCGGCGAGGGUGAAAAGAACGUGAAAGCCAUUUUCACACUUGCCAAGAAACUCAGCCCGUGCGUGGUGUUUAUCGAUGAAGCCGACGCCAUCUUCGGUUCGCGCACUGGCGCCAGUAGCCGUACUUCCCACCGAGAGUUGAUCAACCAGUUCCUGCGGGAAUGGGACGGAAUGAAUGAUCUUUCGGCCUUCAUCAUGGUCGCCACCAACCGGCCUUUUGACCUGGACGAUGCCGUUCUCCGUCGUCUUCCCCGCCGACUUUUGGUGGACCUUCCCACUGAAGAAGACCGUCUUGCCAUCUUGAAAAUCCACUUGAAGGACGAACAGCUCGAUUCAUCAGUCGACCUCGCCGAGCUGGCUCGUCGAACUGCGCUAUACUCCGGCUCCGACCUCAAGAAUCUGUCUGUGGCCGCUGCACUGGCAUGCGUUCGAGAAGAAAACGAGGCCGCAGCCGUAGCGCGGCGCCAGGGCAGUACUGAGCCCUAUCAGUACCCGGAGCGGCGCACAUUGAUGCCAGCCCAUUUCGAGCGGGGGAUUGGGGAGAUCAGCGCGUCGAUUAGCGAGGAUAUGUCGUCGCUGUCUGCAAUCCGCAAAUUCGACGAGCAGUAUGGUGACCGGAAGGGCCGGCGCCAGAAGAGUCCCGGUUGGGGAUUCAUACCGGCUCCCAGCGAGGAGGCCACGGCCGAUGCCGCGCGUGUUCGGACAUGA
Messenger RNA from Penicillium alfredii, 2874 nucleotides. Its product is annotated as ATP-binding protein. Gene Ontology annotation, molecular function: ATP hydrolysis activity; ATP binding. NCBI's taxonomy places the organism in Eukaryota, Fungi, Ascomycota, Eurotiomycetes, Eurotiales, Aspergillaceae. Gene Ontology annotation, cellular component: mitochondrial outer membrane. The coding region runs from base 1 to 2874 and encodes 957 amino acids. The record is from RefSeq and is a predicted model, not a curated record. The transcript has a single exon.